AUGUUUUCAAAGGCUAAUCUGGCUGUCCCUUGCUGGUUAUGGAGGAGCAUGAGGAAGCUAUUUCUGUUACUUUCUGUCUUGCUGUCCCAUGCAGCUCAUUUGGAAGGCAAAAAGGAUAAUCAGUUCAUCUGGAAACCAGGCCCCUGGGGAAGGUGUUCGGGCGACUGUGGACCGGGAGGAGUGCAGAGUCGCGCGCUGUGGUGUUUCCACGUGGAAGGGUGGACGAGUCCCCUAUCUAACUGCGACGAGAACAACAGGCCUCCCAAGGAAAGAAGUUGCUUCCGGGUGUGUGACUGGCACAGCGACCUCUUCCAGUGGGAGGUCUCCGACUGGCACCCUUGCGUGCUCGUUCCCGCCAGCGCCGGCCAAGCCCCGCCUCGGACCGCGGAGUGCGUGACUGCGCAGCACGGGCUGCAGGACCGGACCGUGCGCUGCGUUCAGAAGUUGAACAGAACCAGGGUCGUAAAUGAAAUAUGUGAACACUUUGCCCCUCAGCCGCCCACAGAACAAGCUUGCCUCAUUCCCUGCCCCCGGGAUUGUAUCGUAUCGGAGUUCUCACCGUGGUCCGAGUGCAGCAAGGGUUGUGAGAAGCAACUGCAGCACAGGACGCGGGCGGCCAUCGCUCCCCCUCUGUAUGGCGGGUCUCAGUGCCCCAACCUGACCGAAUCCAGGGCCUGUGACACUCCCAUUUCCUGUCCUCUUGGCGAAGAGGAAUAUACUUUCAGCCUUAAAGUAGGACCGUGGAGUAAAUGUAGACUGCCUCAUCUUAAAGAAAUUAACCUAAGUGGAAGAGCUGUUCUGGAUUUUAGCUCUGAUUCAAAGGAGCGAGUCACCUUUCGACAUCAAAGUUACAAGCCACAUCACCUCUCCAAGCCCUGGGACUUAGACAUAGGUUAUCAAACCCGGCAGGUCUGGUGCACCAGAAGUGACGGGAAAAAUGCCAUGUUAAGCCUUUGCAUGCAAGACUCCUUCCCUUUGACUGUCCAGUCUUGCAUCAUGCCAAAAGAUUGUGAAACCACUGAGUGGUCCUCCUGGAGCCCCUGCUCCAAGACGUGUCGUUCAGGAAGUCUCUCACCAGGAUUUAGGAGCAGGCGCCGGAAUGUGAAGCACGUUGCUAUUGGGGGUGGAAAGGAGUGCCCUGAACUUCUCGAGAAAGAGGCCUGCAUUGUUGAAGAACUCUUACAGCCAUGUCCCAGGUAUGCCUGGAGGACCUCUGAAUGGAAAGAAUGCCAAGUCUCUCUUCUCCUCAAGCAGCAGGACCCCCACUGGCAUGUGACGGGACCUGUUUGUGGAGGAGGGAUCCAGACCCGGGAUGUAUACUGUGCCCAGAGCACACCAGCGUCCACCGCACAGAAGGCCAAAGAAGUCUCUAGACCUGUGAAAAAGACUUCAUGCUUGGGACCUGCCCCUUCAGCCUCUCAGCACUGCAAUCUCCCUUGCUCUACAGACUGUGUUGUAUCUUCCUGGUCAGCUUGGGGCCUGUGCGUCCAUGAAAGCUGCCAAGAUCCUCAGGGGAGAAAAGGGUUUAGACUGAGACGGCGCCAUGUCCUCGUGGAAUCCACAGGGCCUGCAGGCUACUGCCCUCAUUUGGUGGAGUCUGUUCCUUGCGAGGAUCCAAUGUGUUACCGGUGGCUGGCGUCUGAAGGGAUCUGUAUCCCUGAUCAUGGAAAAUGUGGCCUGGGGCAUCGCAUCCUGAAGGCCUUCUGCCAGAAUGACCGAGGAGAAGAUGUAUCAGGGAGUCUCUGCCCAGCAUCCCCGCCUCCUGAAAGGAUGGCUUGUGAAAUUCCCUGCCGAAUGGAUUGUGUGCUGAGCGAGUGGACAGAGUGGUCAUCUUGUUCCCAGUCUUGUUCAAAUAAAAACUCAGAUGGGAAACAGACCAGGUCAAGGACUAUCCUAGCAUUGGCGGGAGAAGGUGGAAAACCAUGUCCCCCUAAUCAGGCCCUCCAAGAAUAUCGUUCAUGCAAUGACCAUUCCUGUAUGCAGCUCUACUGGGAGACAUUACCUUGGGGCCCCUGUUCUGAAGACACAUUGGUAACUGCUCUUAAUGCAACCAUUGGCUGGACUGGAGAAGCUACAUGUGGUGUGGGCAUUCAGACACGGAGGGUCUUUUGUGUCAAGAAUCACGUGGGACAAGUGAUGGCCAAAAGAUGUCCAGAUUCAACUCGGCCCGAAACAGUGCGUCCUUGCCUUCUCCCGUGCAAAAAAGACUGUAUUGUGACAGCUUUCAGUGAGUGGACGCCCUGCCCGAGGUCCUGCCAACCAGGAAAUGCCACAGUAAAACAGUCUCGAUACAGGAUUAUCAUCCAGGAAGCAGCCAAUGGAGGCCAAGAAUGCCCAGAUACCUUAUUUGAAGAGCGAGAGUGUGAAGAUAUUUCAUUGUGUCCCAUAUAUCGAUGGAAGCCACAGAAAUGGAGCCCUUGUAUAUUGGUACCAGAGUCUGUCAGGCAGCGGAUAAUGGGCACCAGUGAAGCCUGUGGAAAGGGGGUACAAACAAGAGCGGUCUCCUGUAUCUCUGAUGAUAACCAGUCGGCAGAAAUGAUGGAAUGCCUCAAGCAGACAAAUGGCAUGCCUCCCCUUGUACAAGAAUGCACAGUCCCGUGUCGAGAUGACUGCACCUUCACAGUUUGGUCCAAGUUUACUCCGUGCUCCACAAAUUGUGAAACAACCCGAAGUCGACGGCGACAGCUCACAGGGAAAAGCAGGAAGAAAGAGAAAUGCCAGGACUCUGACCUGUACCCUCUCAUAGAAACAGAACUGUGCCCUUGUGAUAUAUUUAUAUCUCAGCCUUAUGGAAACUGGUCAGAUUGCAUUCUUCCAGAAGGCAGAAGGGAGUCUCAACGGGGAUAUCGGGUACAAGGAGACAGCAAAGAAUGUGGAAAAGGCCUGCGCUUUCGAGCAAUAGCCUGCUUUGAUAAAAACGGGAGACCUGUUGACCCCUCCCACUGCAGCAGCUCUGGUUAUAUUCAAGAAGAGUGUGUCAUCCCAUGCCCAUUUGAUUGCAAGUUAAGCGACUGGUCUAGUUGGGGGUCUUGCAGCUCAUCUUGUGGGAUUGGAGUGCGAAUUCGGUCCAAAUGGCUAAAAGAAAAACCUUACAAUGGAGGUCGUCCAUGUCCCAGACUGGAUCUCAAGAAUCAGGUGCAUGAGGCAGUCCCAUGCUACAGUGAAUGCAAUCAGUAUUCGUGGGUGGUAGAACACUGGUCUCCAUGCAAAAUCCACAAUGAGCUGAGGUCUUUACGCUGUGGAGGAGGAACGCAAUCUAGGAAAAUCAGAUGUGUGAAUGCUGCUGAUAGUGAAGGGGGAGCUGUGGAUAAUAGCCUAUGCAGCCAGGAUGAAAUUCCCCCAGAAACCCAGUCCUGCUCUCUUCUGUGUCCCAGUGAAUGUAUCAUGUCUGAGUGGGGACCUUGGAGCAAAUGCCCACAGUCAUGUGAUCCUCACUCAAUGCAGAGAAGAACCCGCCAUCUGCUAAGACCCUCACUGAAUUCAAGGACAUGUGCUGAAGACUCACAGGUGCGCCCUUGCCUCCUCAAUGAAAAUUGCUUCCAGUUCCAGUACAAUCUAACAGAGUGGAGCACAUGCCAGCUGAGUGAAAAUGCCACCUGUGGGCGAGGCGUCAGGACCCGCCUUCUGAGCUGUGUGCGCAGUGACGGCAAGCCAGUUGGUGUGGAUCAGUGUGAGCAGCGUAACUUGGAGAAGCCUCAGGGAAUGAGCCUUCACUGCCUGGUGGAAUGUGCGGUCAACUGUCAGCUCUCGGGGUGGACAGCAUGGACCGAAUGUUCAAAGACCUGUGGCCAUGGAGGUCAAAUGAGCCGGGCUCGAUUCAUCAUUAUGCCAACCCAAGGAGAAGGACGGCCAUGCCCCACAGAGCUGACCCAGCAGAAAACCUGCCCAGUGACGCCUUGCUACAGCUGGGUCCUUGGCAACUGGUCCACAUGUAAAUUGGAGGGUGGAGACUGUGGGGAAGGAGUCCAGAUCCGCAGCCUGUCCUGCAUGGUCCACAAUGGUUCAAGCUCUCAGUCAGCUGUAAGUGUAGACGCUGCACUGUGUGGAGAAAUGCCCUUUCAAGACAGCAUCCUGAAACAGCCAUGUUCUGUGCCUUGCCCAGGAGACUGCCACUUAACGGAAUGGUCAGAAUGGAGCACAUGUGAAUUAACCUGCAUCAAUGGAAGAAGCUUCGAGACCAUGGGCCGCCAGUCUAGGUCAAGGGCUUUUAUAGUCCAGUCUUUUGAGAACCAAGACAGCUGCCCUCAGCAGGUUCUAGAAACACGCCCCUGUACAGGAGGCAAAUGUUAUCACUACACAUGGAAAGCAAGUCUUUGGAACAAUAAUGAACGAACUGUAUGGUGCCAACGUUCAGAUGGCAUUAAUGUCACAGGAGGCUGCGCCCCUCAGGCACGUCCUGCUGCUAUUCGGCAGUGUAAUCCAGCCUGCAGAAAACCUUUCUCCUACUGUACACAGGGUGGAGUCUGUGGUUGUGAGAAGGGCUACAGAGAGAUCAUGAGGUCAAAUGGUUUCCUGGAUUACUGUAUGAAAGUACCUGGCUCUGAGGAGAAAAAAGCUGAUGUGAAGAACCUUGCAGGGAAAAACAGACCUGUGAAUUCAAAGAUACAUGACAUUUUUAAAGGAUGGUCACUUCAACCUCUUGAUCCAGAUGGCCGAGUAAAAAUUUGGGUUUAUGGCGUCUCAGGUGGAGGUUUUCUUAUCAUGAUUUUCCUAGUAUUUACUUCCUACCUUCUUUGCAAGAAGCCAAAACCACAUCAAAGCACACCUCCCCAACAGAAGCCUCUGACCUUAGCCUACGACGGAGACUUAGACAUGUAA
Messenger RNA from Enhydra lutris kenyoni (northern sea otter), 4818 nucleotides. RefSeq names its product thrombospondin type 1 domain containing 7B. The record is from RefSeq and is a predicted model, not a curated record. Lineage: Eukaryota; Metazoa; Chordata; Mammalia; Carnivora; Mustelidae. Gene Ontology annotation, cellular component: plasma membrane. Gene Ontology annotation, biological process: actin cytoskeleton organization. The transcript has 27 exons. Bases 1 to 4818 code for a protein of 1605 amino acids.